GCGAUAACGAAGAAGCAAAAGUUGGCAUCUGGGCAUCGUUACUGGAAGAAGUUCAUGCAAAUGCAGAAAACAGACACAAGUCCUACGGAACAUGUGGAGCUUCGGCAGGCCCCCAACUUGUCAUAUUAGGCGGUGAACAGGUGGGAAAGACAAGACUAAUCACCAGUCUACGUGAGUCGGGUGAGGCUCCAUCGGGCGUUGGGCUCGAAUUUCAUUGCCUAACUUUAACGGACGAAAGUCGUGAAGAACCACUUCAACUCUGCAUCUGGUGUCUUGAUGGCGAUCCGGAACACAGCAAUUUGUUGAAGUUCGCUAUAACCAAAGCAAAUAUUUGGCAUACCAUGUUAGUUAUCUGCCUAGAUCUGUCGGACCCGUGGUCUCUCCUCAAUGAUCUACAAUUGUGGCUCAGUAUUAUUGAAAAACACGUGACCAGAUUGAAAUUGGAUCCUGGGGAAUUAGAGAUGCUCCAAAUUUCCGUUGAAGAUUAUUUCAAUAACUACAUCGAUCCUGGCGCCUCUGAAGAUCAGUCCCCUCCAAUCGGCCAAGAAAACGUUGCGUCGGUGACCGGCACACAUUCACUCAAUCGUGUUGCAAGUGUGUCCAUUCCGAUCAUAGGUGGUGCGGUUUCUGCCACUUCAGAGUGGCCGUACUCACCAUUGCAUCCGAUUAUGCAGAAAGAUGACGAUAGCCAAGCUGAGAACAAUAUCAUCCCAGGCAAUCCAUUUGGAAUCCCAGUACUGGUCGUUGUGACGAAGGCGGACGCUGGCGUCACGUUGGAGCGGGAGAACGGUUUCACUGAUGAACAUUUUGACGUGAUCCAAUACCAUUUGCGAAAGGCUUGCCUUCAAUAUCGCGCCGGUUUAGUGUACGUGUCGGCAAAGGAAGAAAUCAAUACGGAACUAUUGCGACGGUACCUGAAGCACCGGCUCUACGCUACACCGUUUCACACUUCGGCACUGAUGACUGAACCGACAGCCCUAUUCAUACCAUGUGGAUGGGACAAUGCACAUCGCAUUGAACUUCUCACGAGGAACCUACCAGAAAAAUGCCUCAAGGAGAAAUUUGUCACAAGUCUGCCACGACCGAAAACUAUUCGCGGAAAGGCAUUUUCAAAAGGUAAGAAACUUGGACCAGGUGGAACUCCAAUAGUUGAAGAACCCGUUCCACUGCAGACUGUGGAAGAUGAACAAACUUUUCUCGCCCGCAUACAGGUUCAGUUAGCUAACCUGAAUACCCCAGGCGUGGGUGCCACUAUACCUACUGAUGGGUCACAAUUGAAAACCUCAGAACAAACGGCAGUGCCAGGCAGCGGUCAGGCUGUGGGUUCUGGACCUCAUCCAUCCAACAUUUCCGAUAAGGAGGCCGUACUCAGCAGUUUUUUCAAUUCUCUGCUUACGCGCAAAAACCUAACCGAAACGUCGCCAACCUCAGCAAGUCCAGGCCACAGUCCGCAAAAGUCACUGCUGGGCCAAAAACCGAAUAGACCGUUGGGAGUGAGUCCAAGGUCACCCAGCCCUAGAGGACGCAGCCCGAAGGUGACACAAGCUGAUGCGCAGAAGUCAACACCAGGGAUGUCACCUGUGGACUGUGGCCAACAAAUGAAUACACCCUACUCUGUGGAGCAGGGCGUGACAGACGAGAAAACAGUGGAUUCAGUGAAAUCGGAAACAGAACUUAACGUGAAGCAAGAAAGUAAAACGGAACGCGAACCUAACACAGUGACGGCAAUCAUCGAUACGGUGAGAGAGGAGGCAGGCUUGUCGGACGAAACCAAGGUCCCAGUGUCCAAAGAAGAGGCGUUACCAGCGGAACAAUCAAGCAGCGUAGACCUAAGAGAAGAGCCCCAAGAAGGCGUGGAAGAAGGAACGGAGCUGACGGACACGGUGGAGGAGACAAUCAACAAGGUGACCACACAAGACGAGAAAUCGGAUAUAAUGACAGAGAAGGAAACUCCGCUUAACAGGAUGUCCGGCGAUGAAGCUGGCAUGGACGGUUCUCCAGGCGGUGACAACAUCAAAGAUGAAAUCGAAGAAGGGUUUGAAGACCAAACAGAAUCAGUGGAAACAGUGGAGGGGUUCAGCCCUCAUCAGACUGAACAAUCAGAUGAACAGAUCACGCACACAAACGCAGACGGAGAAGCGUCUUCCGACGACGUAGAGUUUGGGGUACCUGGAGGUGAGGAUGCCGGUGUUUACCCUCUUGGAGACGAGGCAAAGCCAUCGAUUACAGCUCAAACAGAGUCAGAGCACAUUGUCGACACCGUCCAGGAACAAAACAACGAGACCGGAGAGGAACAACAACCGUCGGAAGAGUAGGAGACGGUUGUGGGAAAUCGUUGACUAAUGGUG
Opisthorchis viverrini is the source of this 2348-nucleotide messenger RNA. RefSeq lists its product as hypothetical. NCBI's taxonomy places the organism in Eukaryota, Metazoa, Platyhelminthes, Trematoda, Opisthorchiida, Opisthorchiidae. Gene Ontology annotation, biological process: microtubule-based movement; microtubule cytoskeleton organization. Gene Ontology annotation, cellular component: cytoplasmic dynein complex; centrosome. The annotation marks the transcript as partial. Gene Ontology annotation, molecular function: dynein heavy chain binding. The record is from RefSeq and is a predicted model, not a curated record. The transcript has 9 exons.